This is a messenger RNA of Astyanax mexicanus (Mexican tetra), 4351 nucleotides long. RefSeq names its product topoisomerase I binding, arginine/serine-rich b (gene toporsb). The transcript is spliced from 3 exons. Bases 303 to 3779 code for a protein of 1158 amino acids. NCBI's taxonomy places the organism in Eukaryota, Metazoa, Chordata, Actinopteri, Characiformes, Acestrorhamphidae. The record is from RefSeq and is a predicted model, not a curated record. Gene Ontology annotation, molecular function: ubiquitin protein ligase activity. Gene Ontology annotation, biological process: protein monoubiquitination; protein polyubiquitination.
UGGGGGCGCUGUCUGCCGGGCGGGCGUUUCUCUUGGCUGCGGGGCUGCUGUCCUGUUCGGUCGAUGGUUGUGCAGUGUAGCUUUAGCCUGGCACAGUUUUGCUGUGUGUAUUUUACCCGUGUGUGUUUUUAUUAUUAUCGCCCAUCUGUGCGUCAUGCGGCCCGGUGUUGAUACAGAGAGCCCCGGCGCGGUGUGAUGGAGGCGCGGAGCUGCGCGGGCGGCGGGGUUUUAGGGUUUUAUUGCGGUAGGAAUCCAGACUUCCAGGGGAGGAUGUGUUAGCAUGGCGGCUAGCUGACUCGAGGAUGACGCCCACAAAGAUGAAACUGCGGAUGAGAAAGAAAGAGGCCGGGGCAAAGUCCUCUCGGCGGCUGCUGACUGAGACGUCACCAGACUCCAAGUGCCCAAUCUGCCUGGACCGCUUCAACAAUGCGGCUUCUCUAGACCGCUGCCUGCACCGCUUCUGCUUCCGCUGCAUUCAUGAAUGGUCCAAAAACAAGGCAGAGUGUCCGCUGUGCAAGCAGCCAUUCCGCUCCAUCUUCCACUCUGUAAAGGCUGAGAAUGACUUCAAGGAGUUUGUGGUGGCACCUGUCGUGAAUGCCCCACCGACUGCAGUGCCACCCCCUGCCGAUCAGACUGAAGGCAGCGUGCCAUCAGGCCGUGUUCGCCGGCCCAGAGCGCAGAGAGGCGGGGAGAGACGAAGUCGGAGGAACCAAAAUGCUGCUCCUGCUGUCACGUCCCUGAAUGUGAGACUCGAAGGUUUAGUGGGGGAGGUGGAUCAGGAAAGUGGCGUCCAUCAAAUGAUGCUCCGCCUGACGGAGCGCAGACGGUCACGAGUAGAGGAGCAUAGUCUUCGGCGACUGAGGGACCAAGACGUUGUAGCAUUCCGGCGUGCACUGUACCGGACAGGUGUACGGGUGCGCAGUGGUGGGUGGGACAGCAGCCGGCAGAGGGACAUCUCAGCCACUCACCUGCGCCGUAACCCGGCCUGUCUGAGGCGGCUGCUGCCUUGGCUCCAGCGGGAGCUGACUGUGCUGUACGGUUCCCAUGGCUCACUGGUCAGCAUUGUGCAGCACAUCAUCAUGUCUCGCAUCACGCACUACGACAUGGAUGAUGCUGCUAUUCGGGAUGAGCUCCGCCCCUUUCUGCUGGCACGCACUGACCACUUCCUACAUGAGCUGGUCAGUUUUGCCCGCUCCACGCUCUCCAUCGAAGCCUACGACCAGCAGGCUGUCUACGAGUGCCCUGCCCCCAGCUACGAGGAAGACAGCAGCUCCAGCUCCUCAAUCAUUGCCAUCUCAGAGGACGAUGAUGACAGCGAGGAAGCAGACAUCACCGAAGACACCGCUCAGGAGCGUGUACCACCUGUUCCCAUGGCAACAGGUGGUGAGAGUUCACUUAGCCAGUCUGCGUGGGAUGAUGAGACUCCUGGACCCUCUUAUUCCACACUCUUCCCCUCUCCCAGCCAGUCGCAGACAGAGGGUGCAGAACAUAACAGUGCCUCCACUCAGGCAGACGACAUAGGUGGCACUAGUGGAGCAGCUGGGCUUCUUGAGGAUGAGGAGGAAGAGUGUAUGAUUGUGGGGUACGUGAAGCCGAUGGCUGAGCGCACUCCAGAGCUUGUGCAGCUUUCCUCUGACUCCUCAGAGGAGGAGGAGCAGAAGGCGGCUGCGACAGAGACCGCAGAAGCCACAGUACCAAAGGCGGAGGCCUCAUCUUCCCAGGUGCAGGCUCCACCCUCCCCCGAGUCCUACCUUACACCAGUUAGUCCCUCCUCUUUCCCCUGUCCAUCUGCCUCGCACAGUCCACUGUUAAACGUUGACAGUGUAAGCCCACAACAUGCGACCUUGUUGAAAGACAGUCCUGUGAAAGAAGGUGAAAGACAGUCCCGCCCUGGAAGAAAAGAUCACGCUCCACAGCAUGCCUUCAGAUGUAGCUCACGGUCCAGCAGCGAAAGUUCUGUGCUGAGUCGCCAUUCUGGGCGCAGCAAAUCCCGCAGGAGCUCAUUUUCUGCUUCUAGGCAUCAAGAGCAACCUAAACACCAAGAGUCACGGAGGUGGAGUCACCAGUCAGCAGGUCAAAGUCCUACAGUUUCAGUUGCCAGUGAUAGCUCUGACUCUCUUAUGACUCCUAGCUGGGAGCAGCCACAGUCAAGAGAACGGUUUCGCACCCAGAGGAACGAUGAGGGACAUGACUGGAUUCAUUCUGUUUCUGCAAAGGAAAAGUCAUCCCAGUCCUCUGCCUACUGGGAUUUGUCCGUUCACAGCACUGAGCAAAGGAAAGCAAGGAAGCGGCGGAGGAAAGAGAAGGAAAGAAGUCGAUCUCCUCUUCGGGUUCACUCUGCUUCUCACGGCCGCUCUCGUGAUGGACGUCAUCGGCACGGGCGGCACAAGCAACACCUUCGUACGGGUAGUCGCUCCAGCAGCAGUGGCAGAAGAAGUAGCAGUAGUAGUAGCAGCAGUGCAGAUUCACGCCCAGACCAACCCUGCCCAGAAAAACCUUCAGGCAAGCGCAAGUACAAAACUCGCCACCUGGAAAGAGCAGCCCAGCGCCAGAAGUCCAACAAGAACCGGGACAAGGACUGUCAGGUGGCUCACCGCAGCAGCCCAGCCAAGAAGCACCGCGGCAGGACGCGUGAGCGAAGCCGCAGCCCAAGCGUGGAGAUCAUUUUUGAGCGCAGAGCCCCCGACGCACCCUCGCAGACACACUGGUGGAGGAGAAAAAGACACAAGAAGAGGAAUCGGAGAGCACGAGAGCGCAACUCCCCCACCAUCAUCACUAUCGACAGUGACAGUGACCGCACCAAUGACUACCAGGACUGCGUUACAGAGGUUACCAAUGACACUGUUGACUAUCAAGAGCGUGUUAGCAAGGUUUCCAGCAGUGCAGCUGACGAUCAGAACAAUGAUGCUAAUGUUACAAGCAGCAACGCAGACAGUGAGGUAUGUGUUUCCAAAGCUUCCUGUAGCACCAAUGACAAUCAGCACAGUGCUACCAAGGUCACCAGCAGCAGCACCACCACUAUUGAUGAGCACCACCUUGAUCAGCAGCAGCAUGAUACCAGGGUUGGCAACAGCAACGCUGAUGUCGAUGAUGUUUUUCACGAUGUAGGCAAGGUUACCCAAAGCAUGACUGGCUCAAAGCCCACUACUGAAGCUAGCAACUGUGCUACUGAGCAGCACCAGCGUGUUGCAGAGGGUGCCAAGAGCACAGCCAGUGCUCAGCGUUGUGUUACCAACGACGGUCACAGUUCUGCGAGGAAUGUUACUGAUUCUGCACUCAGUUCACAGGAUGGUGUUACAGAUUCGUUAAAUCAGCCUGUCAAGAGAACUGGAGUACUGCCUGGUGAGGAGAACAGAAGCCCUGUGACCACCACUAAGUGCACACCUGACUCUCUGGACUGUGCACUGAAUCUAGAGCACUGCGUUGUGGACAUAGUGGACCGUGAAUCAUUUGACCGCUUGCAGCACAACACUGAUCCAGAUCAGCCUGGAAGAGCUGACGACUUCAGCCGAGACGUUUCCAUGCCCUCAGAUACAAGACUGCUGGAGUCCAUACUGCAGGAGCUGGAGGACAUACUGCCUGAGGAGGAGGAGGAGGCUCAAAGGACAGAAUCAAGGCUAGAAGAGACUCGUACAGACAAUAGGGUGGGCCAACUGGAUGGUGCAGUUAUGCCACCUAUAGUCCAAUCAGUUUCUGGCAGAGAGCCAGGUGGAACAGGCAACACUGGGAGUGAAAAUGAUUCACAGAGUGAGGAGGCCAAACCUGAUAUGUACAACUAAGAUGGUCCACAGAUUUAUGAUUAAGCCUGUUCUGUCUUAUUUGUAAAUAAUUAUUUUUAAAUAAUUUCUUCCUUAUGUAGAACUUGUUUUUUAAAAGGGUUUUAAAAAAAAGAAGCUAAUGUAAGAAAAAUUAAAACAUUAAAGCUUUUUUAUUGUUAUUAUUCUAGUAUUUAUAGUUCCUGUGAUUAUAAUGGACAGAAAUGUCUGCCUCAGACCUGGUGCUGACCUGCUGUGCCACAGAACACCCUCAUAUGUGCACACAAACACACACUCACCCACCAACUCCCUGUUACUGUUCAAACUAGCCUCCAUUCUAGUCCUCUGAAAGUGUUGUCUGUCUUGAACUCAGGGAACAUGUGGCCAUUGUCCUUUAUACCCAUCCUUAACAACCAACAUGCCUCUUGAACAGCAUGUGAAAAAGAAUCACAUGCACGCCGCAACGCCGCAGUCAGCCUGGCCUUAACGCCAGGAGAGUGGGCAAAGCUGUUGUUACUGCUGCCCUUUUUAUGCCGAUGAAGAAAUCGCUAAAUAAAUGUUUCAGAUGCAAAAAAUAAAAAAAUAUAUAAAAGCCA